Molecule: messenger RNA, 4614 nt
Organism: Mollisia scopiformis
Lineage: Eukaryota; Fungi; Ascomycota; Leotiomycetes; Helotiales; Mollisiaceae
Product: phospholipid-translocating P-type ATPase
Exons: 3
Coding region: 382-4452 (1356 amino acids)
Biological process (GO): phospholipid translocation; intracellular protein transport; post-Golgi vesicle-mediated transport
Cellular component (GO): plasma membrane
Molecular function (GO): ATPase-coupled intramembrane lipid carrier activity; magnesium ion binding; ATP hydrolysis activity
Source: RefSeq, a predicted model, not a curated record
CACUCAUUCACAUGAAUUGAAUCUCCAAUCUCACAAUCCUCGCCAAGCCGGAUAUUGGUGGCGUUUUGCUUCACGAUCACUGGCUGCAACCCGUGUGAAGAUCAGGAAUUGCCCGUGUAUUUACAAGACGACGCGAUUGGCCAGCUUUGGAAGCAUGCGACGAGAGACAUAUGCCGACCUCAUGACUUUUAAGAUCAUGAACACUCUUUUCACCAAUCUAUAAACAACUAUCUCUGUUUUACCCCGUUGUCAGAAGAGAAUGAUGGCGAGGAUAUAUUGCAGGGCAGAACUUCGACCGACAGGAAUCAAGUGCGACUUAUCUCCGAACCCCUCGCUUGAGCUCAAAGACUGAGUUACCGAGCUGCGUCACUAUCCUGCACGAUGGCUGGGACAGAGGAGCAGAGAAAUUGUUCUUUUCCAGAAGAUUCCGAGAGUGGAUUUUGGGCUACCGAUGUCGUAGGUCCAGAGACAGAAAUCACGAUGGGAAGAGGGAGAGUUGAUUCUUCAACUUCGACUACCGCCUUCUUCUCUCACAGAAAGCGCACUUUAUCUCGUCCUGAUGUGAUUGAGCUGGUUGAAGAGCCAACUCCCACUCGUGUUUUGAGUCCGAGGGACCUUGCUGGGACGAAUGCGAAAGAGUUUGUCAAUCACAACGGAUCAUCUUGGGACGAGAAAGGCAAAACAGGCACAGAAGUUGACUAUAGUUCGUGGGGACGGUGGCAUGAACACGCAGUUAUCCAGAAAGCCAACUCCUGGUUCAAAGAAUAUAUCUUACACGGCGUCUUUCGUCAACGACCAUUACCUCACAGCAAAGACGGACGACAUAUCGAGCUCAAUGUUUCCAGAACAACGCCUUUGAUAGAUGAGCGAAGAGGUCAUCCAUAUAUCGAUAAUCACAUCCGAAGUAGUCGAUAUACCAUCUGGAGUUUCUUUCCUGCUCAACUCUGGUUCCAAUUCACAAAGAUCGCCAAUUUUUACUUCCUCAUCACUGGUAUCAUCCAACUAAUACCUGGGCUGAGUACGACCGGAAGCUUCACCACUAUCGUCCCUUUACUGGUAUUCCUUAGUUUUAGUAUCUUUCGGGAGGGAUGGGAUGAUUUUCGUCGAUAUCGACUCGACAGGAUUGAAAAUCGAAGGCUAGCACGAGUUCUCCACGGCUUUCGAGUAGGAGACGGGGCUAAAUCUGGAGGACAAGACUCUCUAAGAUCCAUUAUCGAAAGGCAUUGGGCCAAAUUCAACAGUGCAAAUCGAGGACAAGGCACAGGAACUGCGGGUGUUCCAGCUGAACCAUAUGGGAAAGAGUUUUCGACGACAACGACUACCGUAAACUCAGAAGAUCCCGAAGCUAGCCAUUGGACCAAGGUCAAGUGGAUCGAUCUUAGAGUUGGAGACAUUAUCGAAACUCAGAGAGACGAACAAGUCCCUGCCGAUAUCGUGCUUCUCUCAGCUGAAGGCCGCGACGGAUUAGCAUACAUCGAAACCAUGGCUCUUGACGGAGAAACAAAUUUGAAAACCAGACAGCCUCCUAGCAUGUUGAGCAAAGGAUGCAAGACCAUGAUCGAAAUAUCAACUUGCCAUGCCGAAUUUGUUCUGGAGGAUCCAAAUCUCGAUCUGUACGAAUUCAACGGCAAAGUGUCUCUCGAUGGUAAGACCGUACCGCUGACUCUUGCGAACGUCGUCUAUCGGGGUAGCACCCUCCGAAAUACGACUCGAAUGAUCGGCAUGGUUAUAAAUACCGGCGAAGAGUGUAAGAUCCGCAUGAACUCCAAUAAGAAUCCUCAAGCAAAAGCGCCAGUAAUUCAGUCCACGACAAAUCACGUUGUCAUCUACCUCUCUGCAUUUGUUAUCUUGCUUUCGAUAGGUUGUUCAGCAGGCUACCUGAUUUGGACUAAGGUCUAUGAGAACAAAGCAUGGUACUUGGCCCACUCGCACAUCAGAUUUGCAGACAUUUUCAUUGCGUUCGCGAUCAUGUAUAACAACCUGAUUCCGUUGGCUUUGUAUGUCAGCUUGGAAAUCGUCAAGCUCUGUCAAUUCUUGCUUCUGCAAGAUAUUGAGAUGUAUGACGAAGUUUCAAAUACGCCGAUGGUCUCAAAUACUCAAACUAUAUAUGAGAAUCUGGGACAAAUUAGCUAUAUUUUCUCUGAUAAGACUGGGACAUUGACAGAGAAUGUAAUGCGAUUUCGCAAGAUGAGUGUUGCUGGGACCAUUUGGACGCACAAUUCGGACGAUAGGGCAGAUCUGCACCACAUGGACUCGAAGACCAAGGAAGAGAAAGCUUUAUUUCGGGUCCAACAGAAUGCGGCACUGGGCAGGAGCUCAGUGAUUCCUUCCUUGGUCGACGAAGACGAGAUUCUCACAUCACACCAAAGCAGAGAUCACUCAUCAUCUCUUGUGAUGAGAAAUUCAAUGCCUGAUAGAAGUUCCAAUACUGAGCAGCCUACAUCUGCGUUACAACACCAUAUUCUUACUGAACCAGGACCCAGCUCGGAUGCAAUCAAGAUGUUUCUGUUAUCUGUAGCGUUAUGCCAUACUUGCUUCCCAGAACUCCAGGAAGAUGGGAAGAUUACCUAUCAAGCAGCAUCACCGGAUGAAUAUGCUCUCGUCGAGGCAGCACACGAAAUGGGAUACAGCCUCUUAUCACGCGAUUCACAUCUCAUCACCCUGGAAAUAUCGUCAGUUGAGACAGAAGGCAUGUCCCAAGAGACUUACGAAGUGCUCGAUGUCAUUGAGUUCAGCACUCACAGGAAACGCAUGUCAAUUGUCGUCAGGUUUCCUGAUGGUCGAAUAUGUCUGUUCUGUAAAGGGGCAGAUUCUAUCAUGCAACCGAGGUUCGCAACUCAGGCUCCUCUAGAAUCAAAGGAGCUUGGUCAGGACGAAGUACAUGACAAAGUUGCAUCAGAAGUCUUCGAUCUCUGUCACCAGCAUAUCAACUCUUUCGCCUCUGAAGGACUUCGCACCCUCGUCUACGGCCACCGCUUCAUCCCAGAAUCCGAAUACGCGGAAUGGUCAUCGAUCUACCAAGCAGCAACAACCUCUCUCACCAAUCGCCAAGCAAUGAUCGAAGCGGCAGGCGAGCUCAUUGAGAAAGACCUUGUUCUCGGAGGAGCAACAGCCAUCGAAGAUAAGCUCCAAAAGGGCGUCCCGGAAACGAUCGAGAAGCUACGAAAAGCCAACAUCAAAAUCUGGAUGCUCACAGGAGAUAAACGGGAAACAGCCAUCAACAUAGCCCAUUCAGCACACAUCUGUAGACCAGACUCCAAAUUCAUCAUCCUCGAUCACCACAAACCCGAUCCUAUCGACGCGCAAAUUUCUUCAGCAGCAUCAGAACUCACCGCUGCCACAACAUCCCGCUCCGUAAUCGUCAUCGACGGCCAAACUCUCGUCUCAAUAGACCAAAACAAACAACUAUCAACAACCUUCUACACCCUCCUCCUCACCGCCACCUCCGUAAUCGUCUGCCGCGCCUCCCCCUCCCAAAAAGCCUCUAUGGUCCGCUCCAUCCGGCACCUGCAACCGACACACCUCACCCUCGCCAUCGGCGACGGCGGCAACGACAUCGCCAUGAUAACCGAAGCCCACGUCGGGAUCGGCAUCUCGGGAAAAGAAGGACUGCAAGCUGCCCGCGUAGCCGACUACUCGAUCGCCCAAUUCCGGUUCCUGCAACGCCUUCUGCUGGUGCACGGGCACUGGAAUUACAUCCGCACGGCAAAAUUCAUCUUGUAUACGUUCUGGAAGGAAAUGCUGUUCUACUGCGUGCAGUUGCUGUAUCAGCGCUGGAACGGAUACACGGGCACCAGUCUGUUUGAGAGCGAUAGUUUGACGGUGUGGAAUACGUUGUUUUCGAGUCUGUGUGUCAUUAUACCGGGGAUCUUCGAGAAGGAUCUUAGUGCCGAGACGCUGCUGGAGGUCCCGGAACUGUACAGGGUGGGGCAGGAGGGGAGGGAGUUUAAUAUGCGCAGUUAUGGGGCCUGGAUGGGAGUGGCGGCUGUGGAGGCGGUGGUUGUGUAUUUUUUGGUGUAUGGGUUGUAUGGGAGGGUUAUGAUGAAGGGGGAUGAGGGUUUGUUUGCUUUUGGGGAUUUGCUGUUUUCGGUUUGUGUGGUGUUUAUUAAUGCGAAGCUGUUGUUUUUGGUUUAUCACCACUUGACCUGGAUCCCGCUCGCCUCGCUCCUUGCCACCAUUACAGGAUGGUGGGCGUGGAAUUUCUUCCUCUCCGGAAUAUAUGCUCGCGCUCCUGGUCCUUAUUACGUUCGUGAUGCGUUCACGUAUCAUUUUGGUGAAGAUCUGUUGUGGUGGGCUGUGUUGCUUAUCGUUGUCAUGGUGGUGAUGGUCAUUGAGAUCAUAAUCGAGGUUGUGAGGAAAAGAUGGUGGCCGACGGAGGUGGAUCUGUGGCAGGAGAGGGAGGCUGAGAAAGCGAGGACGAAGACAAGAACGAGUGAUGACCAUGGGAACUGAGAUAUGAGGAACUGAGAUAUGGAUAUAUGGCUAGACGAGAGGAUGGCUUAGCUGUUUUUCGAUUCGAUACCCGGUUGCGGCCUUUUGAUAGAUCACUUGAUACCCAUACAUUCAGAAGAGAAACAAUUAGAGAAAUAAUCUAUGCAGUUUGAAAUUUGCAAG